AUGAUCAAAAAGUUGACCUUUAACAGAGUGGGAAUUGGCAAUAUUAUUUUGUCUUUUUGGUGCAUCUCCUAUUUUUGUGUUAUUGUCUCUUGGGCUGCUUUUUAUAUGAUUAGCUCAUUUUCUAGCACUUUUCCUUGGGAGACUUGCGACAAUUAUUGGAACAAAAAGAAUAUUUGCGUUGAAACAAAUAUGCCUGGAGGCAAUGUGACAACAACAAACACUUCGCUAAUUAGCAAUAGAACUGUUGAAUCGUCUGUUGAGCAAUAUUGGGAAUAUCGUGUCCUUCAGCAAACAUCAACAAUUUCUGACCUUGGAGGUAUUCAAUGGGAAUUGCUUGGAUUAACUUUUCUUUCAUGGGCUGUUGUCUAUUUUGCUUUGUGGAAGGGGAUAACUCAAGCGAGAAAGUUUGUCUAUUUCUGUGCAAUUUUCCCCUAUAUUCUUAUUGCUGUAUUGCUUGUUCGAGGAUUGACUUUGCCUGGUGCUGGGGAAGGCAUUAAAUUUUAUUUGAUGCCAAAUAUUACCAAACUCAAAGAAAUUACAGUUUGGAAAGAUGCUGGCACUCAAGUUUUCUAUAGUUAUGGUGUUGGAUUUGGAACGCUUAUUGCUCUUGGCUCCCAUAAUAGAUUCUACCAUAAUUGCUUUCGGUAUUUUUUCUCUUCUUUUUUUAAGUAUUUUCAAUUUUUUUUAAUUUUUAGUGAUGCGAUCCUUGUCUGUUUCAUUAACGGAACAACUUCAAUUCUUGCUGGAUUUGCCAUUUUCUCUAUCCUUGGCUAUAUGUCUUUUAUAACUGGAAAAGAAAUUAAGGAAAUUGUGAAGCCUGGUGUUGGUCUAGCCUUCCAAGCAUACCCAGAAGUUGCUAGUAAAUUGCCAUUCAAGCAAGUUUGGGCAUUUCUUUUCUUCUUGAUGAUUACUAUUCUUGGUUUGGACAGUCAAGUUUGCAUGCUUGAAGGGUUAUUCACAGCAUUGGAAGAUACUUUUCCUUUGCUUUUGCGAAAAUACAAAAAGGGUUUUCUUUUGGUAACUUGCAUUACUUUUUUCAUCAUUGGAAUUCCUAUGGUUACCCAGUCUGGUGCCCAUUGGCUUACUUUGGUGGAUAGUUAUGGUGCUUCUGGUAUGGCUCUCCUUUUUGUUGUUUUCUUUGAAGUUUUUGGCCUUGCUUGGGGAUUUGGUACGCACAGAGUUAGAGAUGCUUUAUUUGAGAUGGUUGGUUUCUACCCUCCAGGUUGCUUCACUUUUCUCUGGAAAUUUACUGCUCCGCUUAGUGCUAUGGUUCUCUUUGUCUUGUUCCUUUUUAUGUAUGAACCUCUUCGUUAUCCAAAUGGAGAAGAAUAUCCCUUCUGGGCCGAAGCUUUUGGUUGGGGUCUUUCUGCUUGCUCAAUUGUUGUUAUUCCUGGUUAUAUGCUCUACUAUUGUUUUAACUCUAAUGAUUCUAGAGGCCCAUUUACGGUUUGUUUUUGUUUUUAUUUUGAAUUCUCUGGGGUUCCUAGCAAUUUCGGUUAAAUCGACCAUGCUCUACAUCAUGGUGCGAAAAUAUUUACGAAAUUUUUGGUGACAGUCCCUUGUAAACAAUAUGUUUUUUAAACCCGGCCCAAGUUUUCUGGGCUUUCUAUUGUAACAAUAAGUGGAAGAUAAAAUUUAAAUAAAGAAUUUUUUCCUUCAGAGAUUUCGCAAAGGAAUGGAUCCGCCGAGUGAAUUGGAAAUCUGAAUGUGGGAAGAAAUGUCAAAAUUGGGUAAAUAUAAUAGUAAAAAAAGUACCUUAUCUAAAAUGUAAUUAUAUAAUUAAUUUUUGUAUAUAUUAACUUAGGUUGUAUUCCUUUAUUUUUUCGUCACUUAAUAAUAUUUUCGAUAAUAUUUGGCUACCUUUUCUUUCCUUCUUAUUUCCCCGACCAAUGUAUGGACAGCUAACUAUUUUUAUUGUUAUCCUUAUGAGAAAACUUAGAUAUUUUAUGAUUUGUGAUUCCUGCUUUAGA
Meloidogyne enterolobii is the source of this 1970-nucleotide messenger RNA. The record is from the annotation of a GenBank genome assembly. Lineage: Eukaryota; Metazoa; Nematoda; Chromadorea; Rhabditida; Meloidogynidae.